This is a messenger RNA of Cherax quadricarinatus, 9645 nucleotides long. It is a transcript of the gene Prat2, whose product is annotated as Phosphoribosylamidotransferase 2. The record is from RefSeq and is a predicted model, not a curated record. NCBI's taxonomy places the organism in Eukaryota, Metazoa, Arthropoda, Malacostraca, Decapoda, Parastacidae. Gene Ontology annotation, molecular function: amidophosphoribosyltransferase activity. Gene Ontology annotation, biological process: purine nucleobase biosynthetic process; purine nucleotide biosynthetic process.
CCAGGCCGGGUGCAGCCAGCAUGUGAAGGACCGUCCAGUGUGCUCACCAAGCAGUGAGAGUGAGUGUGUCUGAAGAGUGAGCAACAAUUUCUGUGAGGCGAGGCGCAACCCGCUGACAGAGGGGUUCCUAUAUCACUACUGGAGGAACAUUUAUGUAUUGACGAGGACUGGAAUCAUACGAAAUGGGUGUUGAACGCCGGAAUACUGUUUGAACGAGUAAAUUGAGGCGGUGUUAGUUACUUGAAAAAGACAAGCCUGCUUGACCAAACUUUCAAGUCCUGUCAACGCAAUGACCUCCCGUGACCAAGAAUGGCGCUCUAGAACAGCACAGCUGAGCUGGGGGUCCAGCAGCCCCCUGCAGGGAGCGUGCUGGGGUAAUCUCGAUAAUAGGCCUGACGAAGAGGGUCUGAGAGAGGCCUGUGGGGUGUUUGGCUGUGUUGUAGCCAAGGACGCAGCCCAUGACACUAUUAAUGUCGCCCACGUCAUCUACCUAGGCCUAGUGGCUCUACAACACAGAGGUCAGGAGAGCGCUGGUAUUGUCACCAGCGAGGGUCGGGGAACAGCACAGUUACAUUACCACAAGGGCGAUGGCCUAGUCGCCACUGUCUUCACUGACGACAAACUUAACAAAUUAAAAGGUAAUGUGGGUAUAGGACAUUCGCGUUACUCCACAGCAGGAGGGCGUGACCCUACAAACACGCAGCCCUUCAUGGUACAUACUCGCCAUGGCCCUCUCGCCACUGCUCAUAAUGGUGAACUCAUCAAUGCUGUUGCCCUGCGUAAGACAGUUCUUGACAGAGGUGUGGGUCUAUCAACACAGUCUGACUCAGAGUUGAUUACACAGAUGUUGUCACAGAUACCUCCCAGAGGUGAGAAAGCUGGUCCUGACUGGGGUGCUAGGAUACGGCACCUGAUGGAAGCCACCCCCACUGCGUACUCUCUGGUGUUACUGCAUGAGGACAAGAUAUAUGGUGUGAGGGACCCUUUUGGCAAUCGGCCCCUCUGUAUAGGCAGGCUCAUGCCAAUAAAGACGGCUUAUGGUACUGAUGGAAUGGAUUCCCCUAAACCUCUAGGCUGGGUUCUUAGUUCAGAGUCUUGUGCCUUCCAGUCCGUGGGUGGCACUCUGAUGCGAGAGGUUUACCCUGGUGAGAUUGUGGAGCUGGGCCCAGAAGGCGUGCGAUCGCUGGAUAUUGUGCCCCGGCCAAAGCCUGCCAAGCCAUUUAGUGAGGCACAUGAAGACCCUAACCACACUGAUCAUGCUGACAUCCUCCAUUCCCCACCACCUGCCUUCUGCAUUUUUGAAUAUGUUUACUUUGCUCGGGCAGAUUCAGUAUAUGAAGGUCAACAAGUAUAUAGUGUGCGACAAAGGUGUGGGCGGCAGCUAGCCAUCGAGUCUCCUGUAGAAGCUGACAUAAUUUCCACAGUUCCUGAGUCAGCCACACCUGCAGCCAUGGGAUUCUCUCUCCAGUCUGGUAUCCCAUACGUGGAAGUGUUGUGCAAGAAUCGUUAUGUGGGACGUAGCUUUAUUCAGCCUGAUACACGUUCCAGGCAGCUUGCUGUUGCUAAGAAGUUUGGUGCUUUGACAGAAAAUCUUGCAGGUCGUAGAGUUGUGUUAGUGGAUGACUCCAUUGUGAGGGGUACUACUGUAGGGCCCAUUAUCAGACUUCUUCGGCAGGCUGGAGCUCGGGAGGUCCACAUUCGUAUUGCUUCGCCACCUAUUCACCAUCCUUGUUACAUGGGCAUCAACAUUCCAACACGAGGAGAACUCAUUGCAAACAAGAAGCCCCCAGAAGAACUUGCAAAAUUUGUUGGAGCAGAUAGCUUGGCAUACCUAAGUAUUGAUGGUCUGGUGAAGGCAGUGAAGGACGGUGUGGUUAGUAAAACGUGUACACCAUCAGGCCAUUGUACCGCUUGUCUUGAUGGAAAGUAUCCUGUGCACCUUGAAUGGUAGCACCAAUCAUGGGCGUAAAUUUAUAAUAUAUGUUUGUUACUGCUGAUGACUUUUAACUAGCUGUAGAAUUGAUUUUUUUAAUGAAAGUUCUGUUUUUCUGCUAACUUUAUGUAUUUUGUAUAUAAUUGAUGGAUAUCAAAUAGUAGGUACAUGAAUUUCCAAUUUUAUAUUGUCCUUAGUUCAUGACAUACAUAAUAUCUGCCUCUAAACGAGUGUUAUAUAUGAGCACAUUCUUGAAUGUGUACUUAAGCAGGAUGAACUUAACAAUUUUUCACCAUAGUUUACUAUGUUUUGGGCCAUCUAGACCAUUGUCAAGUCAUUGCAGAGUGAGAAACAUCAGAGAUCAGAAGAUGGACUGGGGAAAUGGAGGGAAAAGGAGUGGGAGAAGCAUUUCUAGAGGAGGAAGAGUAGGAAGUGGCAGCAGCAUGUAGUAGCAAUGUUGGUAAUACGUAAUGGUACAUAAGAAUAAAAGAAGAGAGUAGCACUGCAGUAGGACUACUGGCUCUGCUAGGAAAGAAAAAGGUGAAAGACAAAGGAAGAACGUAAGACAGGUCAAGAGAAAAGGUGAACUAUUCCAGCCACGUUACCAUGACAUUUAUUUGUUAUCUCUGUUAGUAUUUUACCAUUAUGAGGUUCAAUUUAAGCCAGAAUUUCAUACUAUUGCAAAAUUUAACUGUGUUUUUUUCUGUUAAGAUUAAGUUUAUUCCUAACUACAGAAUUACGAAGUUAGAAAAUGGUGUGACAGCAUGAAAGCAGAAAUUUAAUGGAAUAAGAUUAGUUAAGAAGGGUGUAUACAUUUGGGAGUGUCCAAGGGAAGAGUUAAAGCGUUAUUGAGACUGUAUUCUACUUGGAGCAAACUGCCUUCAGCAAUAAGUUAUAUGAUGUAUCCUGGGUCCUCUCGUUUUACAAGAGAUCCAAACCCACAGGUAAAUAUCCUGCAAUUAGUGAGGGUUUACUGUAUUUAAAAUAAACUUACUCACUGUCACUAACCUUGAAUCUCAGUCACCUUGAUUCUCACUCACCUUCACUCAAAAGCAACUAGGAAUAUCCCAGGUUACCCAGUAGUAGGACUAAGAAUAACAGUUGGCUCAAUAAACCAUUUUACUUAAUAGGUCAUAUAUAAGUAAAUAAAUAUUGUUUUGUGAAAAAAUUUAAAUCUGUACUCUCCAGGAAAUCAGUUGCAUUACAACAAUAAUAGUUACACAGAAAACAAAAAAAUUAUUCUUUAGAUUAGUGCUGUCUUGAUCCUGUGUAUGUUACAGUACCUAUAACAUCACUGGCAGUGUCAAUCAAGUUUACAGCAGAUGUACUAUCAGUCUAGGUAAUUUCACUCCUGGCAUUUAAACUCCUAGUAAUUUUACUUCCUAUAUAAAGCAGUUGAAUUCGAAUAGUUUUGAAAUCUAUCCUAAAAUGACUUAAGCCAAUCUAACGUAAUGUAACUCAACCUAAGUAUAUAUGAUAGUUUUAAUGCUUUAAAAAAUAGUUCAAAUAAAAUGUUAUAAAUUUUUAUGUUUUAAAGUGAUUAAAAUAAAUAUUUCAUGUUUUUAAGACUUUCAUGUAGGGAAUGAAAUUACCGAGAACAGAGUAGACCAAGAGUCAAGUGGCACCUAGCUGUUAGACUCAGUGCUAGUAUUUUGAAACAAGUCUCCAAGUUCUUUAUUCACUUUUCUCACUUGGUACACUACACUAAUAUAUGCAAGGUGGUAUAUACAGUUAGUUUUUGCAUCUGCUAUAGACUUGUGGAUGGAGGGGGAGAGAAAAUUUCAGACCUUUAUUCUAAAACCUGCAUUACCCACAGUCAUUUAAAACAAUACUGUAACUUGAUAAAAAUAUAUUUUAGUGUUAAAUUAUAAAAUUAAGAAAUUCACAAAAUAUUGGUAUAAAAAGGAAAAUAAUUAAAUAAGCAGGGAAGCCAUGGUUACCAAUCUUGGUGUUAUGAUAUGAAUAAAACCCUUCCUGACUACAAGGAGAGAACAGCCAACAUAUUUAAUCACACAAUAGGCAAGCCAUAAAAGUUACAGGCCAGUGUGGUCUCCACUGGACUAUACCAGCCUAAUAAGAUAUAUCCAACUAUAUUCUAUGGACCAGUGGAUAGCACAUUGGCCUGUGAGUUUUACAACUCUCUUGUCAUAGGCUUGAGCCCCACCCAUUUUGCAAUUUGUUUGGAAUCGCGUUUAUACGAUUUUGCGAGUCGCAGCCAGCAUACUUGCAUUUGUCAGUAGGAAAGUGCAUACUGUUAUGCAUCUGAGCUGGUUGCUUGUGAUAGUCCAUGGACAGAUAUAUUAUCUGGAUGAUCAAAUGUAGUGUUGAGGAUAUGUGCUCUGUACCAAAAUAUUUGUGUAUAAAUGCAUGAAACAGUUUGCAGUAGUAUAUCCUCAACAUGCCAAACCCAUGUGGUAAGCAGUUCACAAACUACAGAUAGUAUAUUAGGUACUGUUUGCUGCAUAUAAUCAAACAAUGAUAGUCACUCAUUGUAAAUAAAAACACAAUGUAAUACUGAAGAUGAGAUAGUUUUAAAAUUACUGUACCAUCUCAGUCUUAAAAUUUAUACUAAAAAUAAAAUGGUAUAAUGAAAAUCCCACUGUAAAAACAGUUAAAUAAUUUUAUAAUUUUUUUUUCUUCAACAAGUUGGCUUUCUCCCACCGAUAUACAUGUAUAUAUAUGUAUGUAUGUAUGUAUGUAUAUAUAUAUAUAUAUAUAUAAUAUAUAUAUACACACCUACCUACCAUCCGACUUACGACCGAGUUCGGUUCCGAGAAACCGGUCGUAAGUCGAACUUUACUACUGAAUAUCAACAAAACAUUUUUGUAAUGACUUUAUUUUAUUGUUUUAUUUUGGUAUUUCAUGUUUUACUUUACUUUUUAUGCUGUUAGUACUGUAUUUUAUACUGUAAGGUUUAGGAUAAACACUGUGUACAACACAAAUAGUUGUUUAUUUCCCAGAAAUUUGGCAUAAAAAACACGGUUGUAAGUCGGAUGGUAGGUGUGUGUAUAUAUAUAUAUAUAUAGCUGGACUUGAGUACUGCAAAUGGGAAGUACAAUGACUGCACUUUAAAGGAGGGGUUUGGGAUAUUGGCAGCUUGGAGGGAUAUGUUGUGUAUCUUUAUAUGUACAGUAUAUGCUUCUAAACUGUUGUGUUCUGGGCACCUCUACAAAAACAGUGAUUAUGUAUGAGUGAGGUGAAAGUGUUGAAUGAUGAUGAAAGUAUUUUCUUUUUGGGUCACCCUGCCUCGGUGGGAAACGGCUGACUUGUUAUCACAAAGAUACAGCAGAAAGUAAAACAACAUAGGUAACUCAGAGGUACAUCUCGAAUACUUCGUCCAGCUCCCCGGCGGUGGGCAGUGCUGUAUAGCCCUUGUGGCUUAGCGCUUCUUUUUGAUUAUAAUAAUAAUCCCCAGCAGUGGGCUGCGUGCCCAGAAUGCUGCAGGCAUUUCCUCUCUGGAUUGCAACACUGAGUCUCUGAAAGAGGAAGCUGGUUGCCCUGUGGUCCUUGGUUUCUAUGAUGAGCUUUUCACCCAGCUCUUUGAGGAACUUUAGAGCACACUUGCCCCAUGCUCCAAGGGUCUCCGACCCUAUUGGGAUGAAGUUAUAGCAAGGGGGAAGGUCUUCAUAUUUGCGGAUCUUCUGGGUCUCCCUGUGGCUGGCCGCUUCACCCAUAGGCAUAUGCAUGCAUGCAUGCAUGCAUGCAUGCAUGCAUGCACGCGCGCAAUAAGAUCACAGUAAACAGGUGAUUUCAGAAUAUGCAAAACAACCACUGUGAAAGAAUAAUGAAAUUCCAAGCGCUUUCAUAACUACUCACAUUAUCAUUAUAUACACACACAUACAUACAGUACACUACAUUAGUUUUGUAUAAAAAAAAUCAACAUUCCAGCUUGAUUGUAUUUCCCUGUAAAGUUGUUUGCACACAAACUUUCCAGAAUAUAGUCAAGACAGGUAAGUAAAGCACACAGUGAUACUUCUGUCAUGCUUAUUUUUAAGUUGAUCAAAUAAGCAAACUGCCUCAAAAAUAAUUCUUCCAAAUGUCUCAUGUUUUGCUAGGUAUGUUUAGUGAAUUAACAUGAUGGAGCAUACAUGUUUUGAAUUUUGAACUAAAAUUAAUUUACCAACUUUGUCUAAGCUUGGUGAAAUUAAUGUAAUUUAGCAUAAGCAAACCAAACCUAUCUUAGGUCAACCUAAAUUUAAUAUUUUCUUAUAUACGUCAAUGAAUGCAUUAAUUUUGUGAUGCUCAGAAAGAUUUUUGAGGAGUCACACUUAAAUGUACACUUGGCUGUUUGGAAAAAUGAUCAUCGCUUUAUAAGCUAAGAGCACUCAUUUGCGGCAUCGAUACCCUUACUGUUCCAACAGUUCAUAAAUUUUAAUCCACUUGUGCAAGUUUUGUCCAAGUACUGUAUUUUUAAUGAAACCAACACCACUACUUUUUAUAAACUACCAAUAUAACAAGUUUGUUCACUAAAAUAUUGUACAGUAACUAGAUAUUAUGUGUAUCUUAAAACAAAAAUUAAUUGCCCAAAAUGCUGUGCAUAUUAUGGGCUUCACAGGACAUACCUUCAUCCAAUCUAAGGUUUAAAUUCACAUUACACGUAAUCUAUUCUUUGAGGAAUAAAAUUGUUAAACUACUGCUAUUAAUAUCAACUAAUGUGCAAUUAUUUGGAGUCGUCUGACUAAACAGUGCACCGAGUUGGCGGCGUUCUGAAGCUUCUCGUUAAUAUUAUUAUUAUUAUUAUAAUAAUUAUUAUUAUUAAUUUAGGGAACUGAAGCUUGCUUAUUAUUAUUAUUGCUACAAUGGACCCUUGGUUUUCAUGUUUAAUCCGUUCCAGAGAGACCGGCGAAAACUGAAGCCAUUUUCCCCAUAAGAAAUAAUGUAAAUCCAAUUAAUCCAUUCCAGGCACCCAGAAAUAUUAACCAAAAAAUUUUUUACCUGUAAGAUAGAUUUACAUGCACAAAAGAAUGAACAUUCAACAUGACACUUACUGUUAUUGAAGACUGUUGUUGGUGGAUGGAAGACAGGGAGGAGGGGAGAGGGAAGAGAGGUUAUUCUUUGGAAGGGGAAUCCCCCUCCAUAAGGACUCGAGGUACCAAGUCCUUAUCCGGGGUCACUUCCCUUCUUUGUUUUUUAAUGCCAUUAGGACCAGCUUGAGAGUCACUGGACCCGUCGCACAAAAUAUCCAUCCAGAUAGGUCUGUUUCUGGCGUCUCUUUAAGAUUUGCCUAAAAUGGGACAUGGCAUUGUCAUUGUAAAAGUCACCAGCACAGAUUGCAACAGCUUUCUCAGGGUGAUGUUCCUCCACAAAUGAAUGCACCCUACUCCACAUUGCUCAAAUCUCCUUAAUCUCUGAAGAAGGCACCUUCUUCAAUCUCUCUUCCUCCUCCUCUGAAGCAAUUUCCUGAGCUGUGGUCUGUUGCUGCUGCAGAUGAAGCUCUUGCAGCUUAUCAGUGGUUAGCUCUUGAUUGUGGUCCUCCGCCAACUCUUCCACAUCCUGGCCACUCACAUCCAACACCAUGGAAUUCCCCAAUGCUACAAUUGAUUGCAUAACUGGCAUAGGGUUGUCAGGGUCCAAAAUCUUUGUUGAGGAUACAAUCUGGCAACAAAUUUCUCCAAGCAGAGUUCAUUGCCCUGGAAGUCACUCCUUGCCAAGCCUUAUCUAUAAGGCUUAUGCAUUGGAAGAUAUUGAAGCGAUCCCUCCAGAACUCUCUCAGGGUCAAUUCACAUUCCGAGGUUGUCAGAGCACCUUUGAAACAUUGCUUUGGUGUACAGUUUUUUGAAGUUUGCAAUGAUCUGCUGGUCCAUGGGCUGGAUGAGAGGAGUGGUAUUAGGAGGCAAGAACUUCACUGUUACAAAACUGAAUUCCUUUGACAAUUGGUCUUCCAAGUCUGGAGGAUGAGCAGGAGCAUUGUCCAUUAACAGGAGGCACUGGAGUGGCAAUUUAUUAUCCAGGAGGUAUUUCUUCACACUCAGGCCAAACACUUCAUUGAACCAUUCCAGGAAAAUUUCCCUCGUGACCUAUGCCCUACUGUUAGCCUUCCACAUCACACACAAUUUACUCUUGACGACACUGUUUUUUCUUGAACACACUGGGAUUUUCAGAGUGAUACACCAGUAAAGGCUUCACUUUGAAAUCCCCACUCGCAUUACCACACAACAAGAGAGUUAGACUGUCUUUCAUAGGCUUGUGUCCUGGGUGUGCCUUUUCCUCCUGCGUGAUGUAGGUCCUCUUUGGCAUUUUCUUCCAAAACAGGCCUAUCUCGUCACUAUUGAACACUUGUUGGGGUUGGAAUUUUUCAGCCUCUACAUACUCUCUGAAUUCUCGCAUGAAUUUUUCAGCCGUAUGUUUGUCUGAAGUGGCACCCUCACCAUGCCUUACAAAACUGUGUAUACCACUUCGCUUCUUGAAUUUUUUGAAACAACCUUUGCUGGCCUUAAAUUCACCAACAUCAGCACAUGUUGCAGGCAUUUUCUUUGAGAUCAUCAUGCAACUGCCUUGCCUUUUCACAAAUUAUUGACUGCACAACACUAUCUCCCGCUAACUGUUUCUCUUUGAUCCACACCAACAGCAAUUUCUCCACAUCUUCAAUUGUUUGGGACCUCUGUUUUGUUAUCGCAUUCACCCCUUUCACAACAUCAGCUUCCAUGAUUUCUUUUCUCUUCACUACAAUGGAGCUGAUAGUUGAUGGCCCCUUCCUGUACAUCCUGCCGAGGUCGGCAGUGCGUAUGCCACUAUCAUAUUUUUAAAAGAUUUCUUUUUUCAUUUCUACGGUGUUCCUCACUUUCUUUAUCAAAGGACUGGCACUAGGAGCUUUCUUUGGGACCAUGCUUAUUUAGCAGUCACACACAAUAAACAAGUGCCAAAAAUGUUUCGUAUGACCUCGCAGGAUAUGUUCACUUACCGAGAAACUACACGACACUGCCUGAGAAUGAGUGUGGGAGGUGGCUGUGCGCGCUGGGCACUGGACAGGUUCUAUACCAUCGACAAAAACUGAGGAAUUUGAUGAAAACGGAACCAAUAUUUUGAUGAAAAAACUUGGCAAAAACGGAAGUCAGCGAUAACGGAGAUCGACGAAAAAGGAGGGUCCACUGUAUUAUUAUUAAUUUAGGGAACAUUCUCUAUUAUGUUUUUAUACAAUAUUUCUUAAUUAUAAAUACAUUGUUUGUGUUUUCCUUAUGAAACUAGUGAUCUAGUGCAGUUAGCCUCACAAACACUCCAUUUCCAGAAGGGGAAGCAUGGAAAGAUAUGGUCAGUGUGGGAGCGGCAAUGGCCGCCACCACUAAUCACACAAUGGCAUAUUUUAUUCAUUCUAGAGUAGUAUGUAUCAUGUUUGUUAUUUUUAUUGUUUAUUAUGUCAUAUUAGAUCAAAUGUGAUAGAUAAGUAAGCCGUAGAGUUGAUAUUAGCAUUAUAUUGAAGUAUUCUGUCCUGCUUUCCGAGAGCAGGAAUUCAGCUGGAACGGAUUAAUGGUAUUUCAGUUAAUUUAAACGAGGAAAAUUUAUUUGAUAUAUACGAGCAAACCAAGUUAUGAGCUAGGUCACGGAACAGAUUAAAUUUGUAAGUCGAGGCUCCACCAUACUAGUGUCUAGACACUUCAAAAGCAUAAACCUACCAAGAAAAAAUAAAUUAUUCUAAUGAAAUAUUAUAAUAUACAAUCAGUCCUAUGCUAGGCACAGACACCGUAAGUCUCUAUCAUGCUCGCUGCAGUUUGUUU